GGUUUCCAAGCGGAAGCAGCGGAGUUUAUUUGGUUACUAUGAUGCUUCUUCUUAUCAAAGAUGGCGAAAAAGGGAGAUAAAUAAUUUCAGAAAACCUCGUUUUGUGUCGUGUGUGUUUUCAGGUUUUCCAGGAGUGUGUAUAGUAUGGCGAGUGUUGAGGACGACGAGAACUGCGCGCUUGCACUGAUCUUAUACUACUGCCAGGAAAAGUACUCCAGUCAUGUCGUAGAUGUUUCCAGUGAAGCUCAACGGAAAUUCAGUCCGGAUCCAAUCUUUACAUUCCUCCAUGCUUAUGGGUUGCUCAUGCAAGAUCAAGUGCUGGACGCCAUUCAGGAGCUGGAGAUGCUGAAGGAGAGAAGAGACGUUUCACUUUGUGCGCUCAUGGCUCUGGUUUAUGCCCACAAGAAACGCCCAAACCCUGAUCGUGAAAUCAUACAGGAUCUGGAUGGACGGGUGAAGGAGGAGAGGAAAACGGCGAGUCCUAAAGCACUGUAUUACGCGGGCAUGCUGCUGUGGCUUCUGGGCCGCAAUGACAAAGCAAGAGAGUAUGUGGACAGAAUGAUCAAGAUCUCCAGUGGCUCAAAAGAGGGAAUUGUGCUAAAAGGCUGGAUUGACCUGCGAUCUAAUAAAGAUGCUUAUGCAAAGAAGUCCGGGAAAUACUUUGACGAAGCCUUGAAGGAGAAAAGUGACAUUUUUGCUCUGAUGGGGAAGGUUCAUUAUUAUGAAUAUCGCCAGAAUUAUUCUGGUGCUUUAGACACCAUUAACCAGGUGAUUGUGAGUUACCCGUCCUUUCUACCGGCUCUGGUGAAGAAGAUGAAGCUGCUGUUGACUCUGCAGGACUGGGAACAAACUGUGGAUGCAGCUCAGAGGCUUCUCCAGCGGGAGAAAAAUAACCUGGAGGCUCUGAGGAUGCAGGCCCUGCACGCUCUCUGCCGGGAUGGAGACAUCGCUGAGUCUGUAAAUCAGCUAUCAAAUCUGAUAAGCAAUCUGGACAUUCAAGAACCGAGCAAUCCGGAGCUCUUCUACAGGAUGUCUUUGGCGUUCACUCGAGUGUGUGGAAGAGCUGAGAAGAUUCUCCAGCACACUCACCGGAUGGUGGAGCGGGCAUUUGCACAGGCUUCCAGUGACUCUGAACUAGCCACAGAGAUGGGCUACCAGCUGAUCCUCAUGGGCAGAGUCAAAGAGGCCAUGAAGUGGUACAAAACAGCAAUGACUCUUGAUGAAAGCAGCGUCUCCGCUUUGAUAGGUAUCAUCAGGUGUCAGCUAAUAGAAGGACACAUAGAAGAUGCAGAACAGCAACUGGAGUUUCUCACAGAGAUCCAGCAGUCCAUUGGCAAAUCAGGGGAGCUGUUAUAUCUGCGGGCUCUGUUGGCUGUGAAAAAGCGCCGGCCCCCAGAUGAGGUGACCAACCUGUUAAACGACACUGUGGACACGCACUUUUCUGCCCUGCAGGGUCUGCCUCUCAGUGUCGAGUACUUCGAGAAGCUCAACCCAGACUUCCUGCUCGAGAUUGCCAAGGAAUAUCUCGCACUGUGUCCUGCCAAGUCUCCAGCUCUCAGUCAGCCUUCUUCACCUCAGCUGCAGCAUGCCGCAUCUGUGCUGGAUACCGUGAUGAAAGUAGUGCCUGGAUUACUGCAGGCUGUCUUUCUGAUGGCCAGAGUCCGAUUUCAGUCAGGCGAUAUCGAUGCGGCCCAGAGCAGCCUGCAGCACUGUUUGGAUCAGAACCCAGCUCACGCUGAUGCCCAUCUCCUCAUGGCUCAGAUUCAUCUCAUUCAGGGCAACUACAAACUCUCCUCCCAGUCUCUGGAGCUCUGCCUCAGCCACAACUUUGAGAUUCGUGAGCAUCCUCUGUAUCACCUGAUUAAGGCUCAGGCUCAGAGGAAGAUGGGGCAGCUUCAGGAGGCCAUUCAGACGCUGCAGAUGGCCAUGAGUCUGUGUGCUGUCAAGAGGACGGGCUCCUCAGCCAAACGACAGAGCAAAAGAGUUGAGCUCAGCUCUGCUGACUGCGUGUCUGUGUUCCUGGAGCUGGCCGAGGCUCUGUGGCUCAAUGGAGAACAGCAUGAGGCAGCUAAAGUGAUGCAAGAUGCCAUUAAUGAGUUUACGGGCACACCAGAGGAGCUACGGGUCACUAUCGCCAAUGCUGACCUGGCACUGAUGCGAGGAGAUACGGAGCUGGCACUGAGCAUGCUCAGAAACAUCACGCCUGAGCAGCCCUACUAUAUACAGGCCAAAGAAAAAAUGGCAGAUAUUUACCUGAACCACAGGAAAGAAAAACGACUUUACGUCAGCUGCUAUAGGGAACUGGUGGACAAAAUGCCGAAUCCUCACAGCUUCCUCUUACUUGGUGAUGCCUACAUGAACAUUCAGGAGCCGGAGUUGGCCAUUGAAGUGUAUGAACAAGCCCUGAAGAAAAACCCUAAAGAUGGAGCUCUGGCCAGCAAGAUUGGAAAAGCACUGGUCAAAACCCACAACUAUGUAAAGGCUAUCAAUUAUUAUGAGGCAGCGUUGAAGAGCGGACAGCAGAAUUUCUUGCGUUAUGAUCUGGCUGAUCUGCUCAUGAAGCUCAGACAGUACGAACGCUGUGAAAAAGUCCUGCAAGAGGCUCUCGCACAUGAUCCUGUGAUUGAGCUGCCUCUGCUUACUGAAGAUUGUCGGUAUCUUGUUCUUCUUGCCAAAGUCCAGAGCAAAGUUAUUAAAAAUGAUGAAGCAUUGCUGUCCUUGCAGAGAGCCAGAGACGUGCAGGCGAAGGUGCUGAAGCGUGUUCAGCUGGAGCAGCCCGACUCGGUGCCUGCACAGAAACAGCUCGCCGCAGAGAUCUGUGCUGAAAUCGCCAAACACUGCAGCAGCCAGAGAGGCUACGAAAGAGCCGUCAAGUUCUACAAAGAGGCGCUUGUGUACUGUGAAAACGACAGCAAGGUGAUGCUGGAACUGGCUCAGCUUUACCUCACUCUGGAUGAUGUGGAGGCCUGUCAGCAGCAGUGCAGUGCCAUUCUGAAAAACGACCCGGUCAAUGAGUCCGCCACGUUGAUGAUGGCAGAUCUCAUGUUCCGGAAGCAGGACUAUGAACAGGCUGUAUUUCACUUCCAGCAGCUCUUGGAGAGGAAACCAGACAACUACCCAACACUGUCCCGCCUCAUCGACCUGCUGCGCAGAGCCGGAAAACUGGAGGAGGUGCCAAGAUUCCUGGAGAUGGCAGAGAAACACUCAUCCAGGGCCAAGUUUGAGCCUGGAUACAAUUACUGCAAAGGCCUUUACCUGUGGUACACUGGUGAACCCAACGAUGGGUUGCGUCACUUUAACAAAGCCCGAAAAGACAAUGACUGGGGCCAGAACGCAGUUUACAACAUGAUUGAGAUUUGCCUCAACCCUGACAACGAAACCAUCGGAGGAGAAGUGUUUGAGAACCUGGACGGAGACAUGGGGAACUCCACUGAGAAGCAGGAGUCCGAGCAGCUGGCUGUGAGAACAGCAGAGAAACUCUUAAAGGAGCUGAAGCCACAAACCCCUGUGGGACACGUUCAACUGCGCAUCCUGGAGAACUACUGCUGUCUGGCCACCAAACAGAAGGCCAAUGUGGAAAGAGCUCUCAACGUCUUUAUCGAGAUCGCAAACACUGAGAAAGAUCAUGUUCCUUCUCUUCUGGCUAUGGCCACUGCAUACAUGAUCCUGAAACAAACCCCACGAGCCCGAAACCAGCUCAAACGCAUCGCCAAGAUGAACUGGAACAUAAUUGAUGCGGAUGAGUUUGAGAAGAGCUGGCUGCUGCUUGCCGACAUUUACAUCCAGUCUGGGAAAUAUGACAUGGCAGGAGAUCUGCUGAAGAGAUGCCUGCGCCACAACAAGUCCUGCUGUAAGGCGUAUGAGUACAUGGGCUACAUUAUGGAGAAAGAGCAGUCUUUCAGAGAUGCUGCUAUGAAUUAUGAAAUGGCCUGGAAGUACAGCAAUCAAACCAACCCUACGAUCGGCUACAAGCUUGCCUUCAACUACCUGAAGGCCAAAAGACACGUGGAUGCUAUAGAUGUGUGCCAUAAAGUUUUGGAUGCACAUCCCAACUAUCCACGCAUCAGAAAAGACAUCUUGGACAAAGCAAGAUCAGCUUUAAGAUCAUGACAGGAAGAGCAGUGGGGUUUGUGUGUGCUGGUGCUCAAUCAUGAUUUCAUCUAUAAACUCACAAAGAGCAUUAAUGAGUAUCAGUGAAGUUGUGUAAAUGGCUACAUGCAGUGUUUAUUCAGCAUUACACAUAGUGUGCUAUUUUUUAUAUGUACAUAUAAGUGAAUAAAAAUGUACAUUUUUCAUGUCA
Molecule: messenger RNA, 4300 nt
Organism: Danio rerio (zebrafish)
Lineage: Eukaryota; Metazoa; Chordata; Actinopteri; Cypriniformes; Danionidae
Gene: ttc21b
Product: tetratricopeptide repeat domain 21B
Cellular component (GO): cilium
Source: RefSeq, marked provisional